Molecule: messenger RNA, 2771 nt
Organism: Papaver somniferum (opium poppy)
Lineage: Eukaryota; Viridiplantae; Streptophyta; Magnoliopsida; Ranunculales; Papaveraceae
Exons: 1
Coding region: 762-2603 (613 amino acids)
Biological process (GO): positive regulation of growth
Source: RefSeq, a predicted model, not a curated record
UAAAUAACCAGAAAUCAGAAUUUUGAAUGAAAAAUCAAAAGGUAACUUUAGUUAAUUACUAUAAUUAAGGUGAUUUUGUUGACCUACUUUCUGAAAAAACCAAAAUAAAAUCUUUCUUUCCCCUAAAUCCUCUUUGAUUUUAUUUUUCCUCUCAAUUCUUCGCUAAUCCUUUGCCUUCCUCACAAUUCCUCUCUCCUUCCAAAUCCCAACGAUUUUCAAUUACCUCUUCUUCAAUGAUUUGUCACUAAAAUGCGCACCCUGUGCACAGCUUUACCAGCGAAGGGAAAAAAACUCAAAAUUUUCUUAUCAAACUUUUCUUUUUUUUGUCUGAACUUUCUUCAACAUUGUUUCAGUGAAACAAUGAAUAACCAUCAAUACUCAAGAUAAGCGUGGAAAUUCUACUAAAAUUACCAUUCUGUGGUAUUAUCUAUUCAUUUCACUUUACUUUUCCUUCAAAUACUCUCCUGGAUUUCUUUUUUCAGAGACACUUUUCUAGGGCUCAACUAAAGCAGCUUGGAUCUGUUCAAAAUUUUUAGGGUUUAAAAGAGAAAAUAUUUCUUCAUUUGUUUUAUCGUAACUGAGAUUUUUCACUCAGUUUCAAGUCGAACGAUGAGAUUAAAGAAACUUCCAAUUGAACGGCUGAGAAUUAUUUUACUCUGAUUAUUCAGAGAUUUCGUCAAUUUCGGGAAAAGUUAAGUUUUUUCCGAGAUUUUCGCGUCGGUGAUAUAGUAUUUGCGCUCAGCUUUGGAGAAGAGGAAGAGAUGGUGGCAGAACCUUGGAUUCUGAAAAUGGGGAAUCAAGUAAGUAAUAAUCUUAAAAGUGCUUUACUUUUAGAUCAUACAUCAAAGAAAAAGAACAACAACAAGAAACCAGAACAUAAGGAAACAAUUGGGAUUCUUUCGUUUGAAGUAGCAAAUAUAAUGUCGAAAACUGUGCAUCUCCACAAAUCUUUAACUGAUCAAGAAAUCUCUAAGCUGAAAAAUGAGAUCUUGAAUUCAGAAGGCGUGAAAACCGUAGUAUCAUCUGAUGAAUUAUACUUAAUAGAAUUAUUAAUUGCUGAAAAACUCGAUGAUUUAAAUCAUAUUGCCUCUGUUAUAUCACGAUUAGGAAAGAAAUGUACUGAAUCUGCAUUGCAAGGAUUUGAACAUGUUUAUGCUGAUAUUAUGACUGGUGUUAUUGAUGUUAAAGAGUUGGGUUUUUUAGUUAAAGAUAUGGACGGUAUGAUUAGGAAAAUGGAGAGAUUUGUGAAUGCAACAUCGAGUUUAUACAAUGAAAUGCAAGUUUUGAAUGAAUUAGAACAAGCGUCGAAAAAGUUUCAGUUAACUCAACAUGAAGAGACUUGGAGAGCUUAUGAACAGAAAUUGAUUUGGCAAGGCCAAGAUAUUAGGCAUCUUAGAGAUAUUUCAUUAUGGAAUCAAACUUAUGAUAAGAUUGUUGCAUUAUUGGUGAGAACUGUUUGUACAAUUUACGCCAGGAUUUGUGCUGUGUUUGGGGAUUCAGUUUCAAGGUCAGAUGUCUCCAACCUUUUGGCUUUAGGGUCAGAGUUUUCUUUCGGAGGUGCUGUUGGAGGUUCGGUUUCGCCUUCUACUCAGGGUCAAAGUGGCCCGUUUUUGAGUCGUCUAAGUGGAAGCCGACAUUCUCAGACGAUUAGUGAUCCAUUACAACCAGCUUCAAGGAAGACUAGUGUUCAGAAUUCAGGACAAAUCAAGAGAUUACCCGUGGAGAUAAAAGGGGCACAUUCUAGGCCUACGCCGACAAAACCAGGUGAUCUUACUUUUCGUCCAGAGUAUUCCAACUUUCCUUGUGGAAGUAGCCCUGGGAGACUUUUCAUGGAUUGUCUUAGUUUGAGCAGUUCAGCUUCGGCAGAGCUAGAUGAUGAAAUUGAGAAUGUUUGCCAAAAUAAUGACCAGGCUUUGGGUAUUCAUAGUGUUAGUAUUAAUGGGUUGAGGAGAGAUCAAACAUACUUUUCUGGUUGUUCUAGCCGGGUUGCUGUUGGUGUCCCUUCCGACAGAGAUCAAAGACAGCCUAAGUCUAAUAUGACCAACAGAACCCAGUUUGUUCUGAAGAGUAGGUUAACAGUGAAUGCUCCUCCUUCCACUAUUGGAGGUUCUGCUCUGGCUUUGCAUUAUGCGAAUGUUAUCAUUGUUAUUGAGAAAUUCCUUCGAUACCCACAUUUAGUUGGCGAAGAAGCAAGAGAUGAUCUAUAUCAAAUGUUGCCAGGAAGCUUAAGAAAAUCUUUGAAGACUAAUUUAAAGUCUUACUUUAAAAAUAUGGCUAUCUAUGAUGCUCCUCUUGCUCAUGAUUGGAGGGAAAAACUCGACAAAAUGUUAGCAUGGUUUUCACCAUUAGCUCACAACAUGAUCAGGUGGCAAACAGAACGUAAUUUGGAGCAGCAACAAAUUAUCACGAGAACAAACGUUCUCCUUCUUCAAACAUUGUAUUUUGCCGACAGGGAAAAAACAGAAGCAGCCAUUUGCCAACUUCUUGUUGGGCUCAACUAUAUUUGUCGCUAUGAACAUCAACAGAACGCUUUAUUAGACUGUGCAAGCAGUUUUGAUUUUGAUGAAUGCGUAGACUGGAGGUGGCAAGAUACUUUUCUGUGACAUCAAGCUAGUAAAAUAUGAUUAUUGUAUGGUAUUCAAAGCUCUGAUUUUAUAUUGUACAUAAAUUCCAGUUUUUUUUUUCUUCAGAAAAGAGGAUCUCUUUUCUAUGGUUUGUGUAAUACGUAAGAAAAUUAAUGGUGCCAUUGUUUAUUGGUAGGUCGUUCCUCA